This is a messenger RNA of Aspergillus bombycis, 1728 nucleotides long. Its product is annotated as hydrogen/calcium exchanger domain-containing protein. Gene Ontology annotation, cellular component: fungal-type vacuole membrane. The coding region runs from base 1 to 1728 and encodes 575 amino acids. The transcript has 13 exons. The record is from RefSeq and is a predicted model, not a curated record. Lineage: Eukaryota; Fungi; Ascomycota; Eurotiomycetes; Eurotiales; Aspergillaceae. Gene Ontology annotation, molecular function: calcium:proton antiporter activity. Gene Ontology annotation, biological process: intracellular calcium ion homeostasis; calcium ion transmembrane transport.
AUGGCAGUGGUUUGGUUGAAUCUCGAUAAAUAUCGACGUCAAGCCAGAAACCUGGCAUGGUAUGACCAUGAUGGAGAGCCGUCAACUCACAACCCCUUCAAGAAAUUUCGACGCCAACGGCCGCGCCGAACGGAUUCUAUCCAGCUCGAGAGCAAACUUACUCCUAUCCGCACUGCAGGGGAUGUGCGCCUCGACGAGGAGCGUCGCCGGCGGAAGGAUAUGACAGACGGCUUGGUAGGCCCAGAGCAUUCGGAUAGUUUCCCACCAGAGUCCUCUGGGACCGAUCAGGUUACUCCUGAUAGAGCGGGACGUGAGCCGUCAAUGCACAGCAAUGAACCCAUUAACAUAUCAGCCCAAACCGGGCUAGAUGAAGACCAGCUGGGAGGACCUCGAAAGAGGAGGACCUUCGCGAGCGGAUUUGGGGAUAAAUCUCUAGAUGGGGACACAGAUUCGAACUCGGCAAAAGAUGUCAACGAGAAGCCGAAGUUUACCGCCAUGGGACAGUUGAAAGCGACCCUCUUCAAUUCCUGGGUCAACAUCCUUCUGCUUGCUGCUCCAGCUGGAAUUGCAUUGAAUUAUGUCGAUGUUGAUCCAGUUGCUGUGUUCGUGGUGAACUUUAUUGCCAUUAUGUCUUCCUCUUGCAGCGAUGUUGGGUUACGCGACAGAAGAGAUUGCCAUGCGCACUGGCGAAACAAUCGGUGGCCUACUCAACGCAAGUUUGGUAAUGCCGUCGAACUAAUUGUGGCCAUCAUUGCACUGGUCGACAAUGAAGUCACGAUCGUACAGACUUCCCUAAUUGGAAGUAUGCUCUCGAACCUUCUCCUUGUUAUGGGGAUGUGUUUCUUGUUUGGAGGUGUCAACCGCCUGGAGCAGCAUUUCAACCCGGUCGUUGCCCAAACAGCAGCCAGUCUUCUAGCGUUGGCAGUGGGAUGCUUGAUUAUUCCCACUGCCUUCCACAACUGGUCAGGCGCGGGCAACAGUGGUGUCGCAGAGCUCUCACGAGGAACCAGCAUUAUUAUGCUGGUCGUUUACGGAUGCUAUCUUUUUUUCCAGUUGGGGUCGCACGCGGAGAUGUACAACAGCCCGAGUCCCAAAGUUGAGAAGAGACGUGGGAAAGUGAACGACGGCGACACCCAUCGGGGAAUUGCGCAGAUAGGCAAAAUGACUGCCACCCUGGCGGGACAGAACGCACAGCAAUUGAAACUGCAAGACCCGGACGAGGAAGAGGAAGAACCUCAGCUAAGCAUUUGGGUAGCUGUGCUAACCUUGGCUAUCUCGACGGCCCUGGUCGCACUGUGCGCUGAGUAUAUGGUUGAUUCCAUUAAUGCGAUUACGGACCGUGGCGGUGUCUCCAAGACCUUUGUUGGACUGAUUCUCCUUCCAAUUGUGGGUAACGCUGCCGAACAUGCCACGGCCGUGACGGUGGCAUGCAAGGACAAGAUGGACUUGGCAAUUGGCGUGGCCGUAGGGUCCAGCAUGCAAAUCGCGUUGCUGGUGCUUCCGCUGAUCAUUGUGAUUGGAUGGGGCAUGGGCAACAAUGACAUGACUUUGUACUUUGACGCAUUCCAAGUGAUUCUGCUAUUUGUUGCCGUUCUGUUGGUAAACUACCUCAUUGCCGACGGUAAAUCCCAUUGGCUCGAGGGCGUCCUCCUGAUGAUGAUGUACUUAAUCAUUGCCGUGGCAGCUUGGUUCUAUCCCACCAAGACUGAGGAACAGAUGAAAGCAUGA